AUGGAGGUUUCAGGCAUUCCAUCCACUGGAUACCGAGUCAUUCGGGCUCAGUAUACACCAACAACCGUCACUGUCUACCAGGCCUACCCCUCCGAAAUCGCAGAUGCAGCCAUUCAAGCCCAGACGUUUGUCCCGCCAUUUAUUCGCCAGCGGAUGACCUGGAUCAAGCCAUCCUUUUUAUGGAUGGCGUAUCGAUCCGGCUGGGCCACGAAAAGUCAACAGGAGCGGGUCCUGGCCAUCGAGGUUAGUCGGGAAGGGUUCGAAUGGGCACUGCAGCACUCUUGCUUGAGCCAUGGGGGUGGAACAAAAGACCGGGUAUGGCGCCAAAGGCUACAAACCACUCCCGUUCGUGUCCAAUGGGACCCGGAACGAGAUGUGCUUUUGCGACCGUUAGGAUAUCGAGCCAUCCAGAUCGGGUUGAGUGGCCAGGCUGUGGAUCGUUACGUUGACGAAUGGAUUGUUUCUAUCACGGAUGUGACCGAUACGAUGAAAAGUAUUUCACGACACCUGGCAGAUGGUGAUUACGAAGCUGCCAGAGCAUGUCUACCCGACGAACAGGUGUACCCAAUAUCCGAGGACCUGCGGACAAUACUACAGGCAACAUAA
Aspergillus tanneri is the source of this 606-nucleotide messenger RNA. Its product is annotated as DUF4291 domain-containing protein. The coding region runs from base 1 to 606 and encodes 201 amino acids. The record is from RefSeq and is a predicted model, not a curated record. NCBI's taxonomy places the organism in Eukaryota, Fungi, Ascomycota, Eurotiomycetes, Eurotiales, Aspergillaceae. The transcript has a single exon.